Molecule: messenger RNA, 1800 nt
Organism: Diachasmimorpha longicaudata
Lineage: Eukaryota; Metazoa; Arthropoda; Insecta; Hymenoptera; Braconidae
Exons: 3
Coding region: 627-1052 (141 amino acids)
Source: RefSeq, a predicted model, not a curated record
AUCCCCAGUGUUGACUACCCAACAGACAGUACAGAUUUCAGUGAAAUAAGAAGAAACAGAAAAAUAAAAUGAAAUACAACUGUCGGGGCAGCCGACUUAGGAACCAUAGCCGCGUCUCACCGACCUCUUUCGCGUUUAAACUUAGCGGAGGUGACGUCAUUCUGGCUACAUUGGACCGCUAUUUGCGACCUCGCGGGCCAGGCCAUUGGUUUGUGAAAACACUCGAAUGACUUGAAAAAAUUUAUUCAGUUGAUUAAACACGACUGAAUUACCAAAAAUACACGGGCAUCCGAUGAGGACUGUUAUUCUUUAAAAAACUAUAUGUUGGGCGAGUGUCGGCCGAAUGUCGGCUAACGUCGGCCGAAUGUCGGGCCAAUACUGGCAGCCAGCCUAGAGUGGGCACUUCGUUAAUAUCGAUGUUGUAAACAAUUGCAAUGUCAGAACUGAUAACAAUCAUCAAUAAACGUAAACAAAAGGCGAAAAAACGGGUGAAAAAUAAUGAAAAAAAUACGAUCGCAGAUGCCCUCACCAGAGCAAAAUGCAAUAGCAUUAGUCAUAACGAAUCAGCCGUCUAUCAGUAAUAACCAUCGAUAUCGCGCUCCAAUUACGUGACCAUACGGCUACUCAUGAUCCCGUCGCCUUUGCCCCUCGCAAACGUUGGAUUGGCCUCAAAGUACUCAACCGUCGACGUUAAAAACACUCGACAUAAUUUUUAUUUCACCCGACUGACUGUCUCAUAUCGAAGGAUUUGUGAAAACGUAGGUGAAAGCUCGCCUUAUACGUCAGAGCCGUGUGUUUAUGUCAAAGAGAGUCAUAAACAGCGUCCUCCGAUUCUUUCGCACUCCACAAUUAAAUGGAAUAAAAUUUUCUGUCAACUUGACUCAAUCGGACAGACUCACUGGAGAUUUACAGGCCCAUCAGCGAUAAUUGCAGUUGCAAGAGAUAAUCAACGAUUGCAUGACAAAUGUACGAGUCGAGAUCGACAAAUCGAUUGUAUUCUCUUCAUCAUUCCUUCAUUCGUGUUAAUGAUUGCAGAAAUGAACAAUGUUUGAGUGACAAAUACACAACUGUGAAUUUGUGAUAAUGAUUCGCUGAGUCAAAUGCCUACACGCAUCACUGCUACCACGGGAUAUUCACGUUUAAUCAGCCACGACGUUAAUGAGACCAGCCAAUGGCGUGGGACUGAGAAUUCUCGGAUUUAUCUGGUGCACCUGUUCCCUAUCAGUUCCCUCCAUCGAUUGAAUAAUCUCCGUCAGCGUUAAAAAAAAAAUCGGAGUGAAUGGGUGACAAUUUUAUCCAACCGUCGGAGCGUGAAAAAUGUGAAAUAGGAUUUUUCCCAGUCUGAUGAAUGGAGCGAUACGCCUUAUCAUUAUCGCUCCCUAUCUCCGAUCAAUAGCACCUCUGAUAUGUAAUCACAGGUCCACCAAAUGCGUUUAAUCUCGGAAUAAAAACGAAGAAAAAAAUACAAUCUCCAUUGAGAGGAAUUAUCCGUCACGAUUUACGAGUGCAACACCACAACGACGUCUCCAUCGUUUACAAUAAAAUAUGACGCCAUGUUAACAUGACGUCAUAUUUUAUAAAGGGGAGCGCACAGACAUCAGCGAGAAAAUAAAUAUUAUCUCUAUUUCGUAAUAAAAAAAAAGAAAAAUUACGUUGGCCGAAACCUUGAGUGCGACUCGAUUACGCGGUUGAAACAGCGUCAAGGACGCGCCGUAUAAGGCCCCACAUGCGAAGGAGAUCGACAGUUUUAAAUUUGUGAAUUUUAAAAUUAUUCCACGAUAAAUACAUAAUAAAAACACA